This is a messenger RNA of Sphaeramia orbicularis (orbiculate cardinalfish), 1778 nucleotides long. RefSeq names its product progestin and adipoQ receptor family member VI (gene paqr6). The record is from RefSeq and is a predicted model, not a curated record. The coding region runs from base 72 to 1319 and encodes 415 amino acids. Gene Ontology annotation, molecular function: signaling receptor activity. Gene Ontology annotation, cellular component: membrane. The transcript is spliced from 8 exons. NCBI's taxonomy places the organism in Eukaryota, Metazoa, Chordata, Actinopteri, Kurtiformes, Apogonidae.
AGCACACACGGAACCACACCACACUGCAGCCCUGGGCUGGGUCACCGUGGGCGGAGGAGGACGGAGUGUUGAUGUCCGAGGGACGCGUGUUUCCGGUGUGGCGGGGCAUCGGGGGGAGCGGUGGGGGCAGCGGCGCCGGCGCCUGGAGUCGGACCUGGGAGCGCUGCCUGCGAUGGGAGCCUGGACAGGGAGCCCGCAUCCCCAUGUUUGACGGCCCCACAUGGUUGGUCCUGUGCCAGGGGGGGCGAGCCCGGAUCAUGGAGGUCUGUCAGAGAGGAAAGGGGGCCAUCAGACUGCCCACGGACAUGCUCAGUAUCAAACUGCCUCAGAUCUUCGAUGUCCACCAGGUCCCCAAGGUUUUCUGGGAGGACGGCAUCAUAUCUGGUUACCGCCAUCCUCACAGCUCAGCCUUGGACUGUGUCCUGAGCAGCUUCCAGAUGACCAACGAGACCAUGAACAUCUGGACCCACUUCCUACCCACAUGGUACUUCCUGUGGCGUUUCGUCAUCCUCUGCUCCACCCUGACCUCCCUGAGUGACAGCUACACCUGGCCUCUGCUGGUCUACAUGCUGCUCAUCUGCGUCUAUCCCUUCACCUCCAGCUGCGCUCACACCUUCAGCGCCAUGUCCGCAGAGUCCUACCACAUCUGCUACUUCUUCGACUAUGGAGCUUUGAGCCUCUACAGCCUGGGUUGUGCCAUGAGUUAUGGGUCGUACAUGAUGCCUGACAGCUGGGUGAACAGCUGGCUUCACCAACACUUCGUCCCCAUCGCUGUUGGAAACUCAGUGUUCUGCACCAGUCUAUCCUGUUAUUCCAGGUUCUUGGAACUUCAGUGUCCUCAGAGGAGUAAAGCCCUUCGGACGGCGGCGUUUGUAGUCCCCUUCAUAUUCGACACCGUCCCCCUGUUCUACCGGAUCCUCCUGUUCUUUGGCGGUGGCUCCACUGACCACCUGUCCAACCACUGUUACCACCUGCUCUUCGCCGUUCUCUCCUGUUUCCUGUUUACGUCCCACCUACCGGAGAGGCUGGCACCAGGACGCUUCGACUACUUUGGUCACAGCCACCAGCUGUUCCACAUCUGCACGGUGGCGGGGACCCACUUCCAGAUGGAGGCCGUCCUAGCAGACAUGACAUCGCGGAGGGCGUGGCUAACGGCCCAGGGGGCCACACCCUCCUUCCUGGGGACGUUUGGGGCGCUGGUCGUCAGCCUCACACUCAACCUGGGCAUCAUCGGGAUCUUCAGUGCUCCGUUGCUGCGGAAACCACGCAACCAGCCACAUGUAACCACAGCAACAGCAUGUGAGUCCAAGGAGCAGUGAGGGAGGAGCUGUUUCCAGAAGCAGCGAAGGGCGAGCGCGUCCUGAAGGAGGAGGUGUUUGGUGUGUGGAAGGCGUCAGCGUGCUCACCAGUACAUGUUUGUCCAUGUUCAUGCUUGUGUGUUUACUCAGAGGCUGAAGACCCAGUGUCUAUUAAGCUUGUUUGUUACGUACGUUAAAAAACAUAUCAAACCAAGGGCAAAGGUUUAGUCCUAGCCACGGUAGGGACCCCCCCCGAUCUGUAUGUAUGUCUAUCAAUAUGAAAUUAUCCUUGCAGCGUUGAAGAACUUCUAACUACGUUUACAUGAAACUACCUCAGCUGAAGCUCUGAAUAUCCAGCUGCUUCUCCUUCAACCCGUCUACAUGAUUUUUCCGUUCGCGACGUUUCCCCGUAACAAACCUUUAGCUACUGGACUGAAGUGGCGUCCUUUCCCCUUGUUCCCAACAGGACCUUAUUUUGGA